This is a messenger RNA of Lachancea sp. 'fantastica', 1092 nucleotides long. Lineage: Eukaryota; Fungi; Ascomycota; Saccharomycetes; Saccharomycetales; Saccharomycetaceae. The record is from the annotation of a GenBank genome assembly.
AUGUGUGAAAGUCUCCAUUGUCAUUCGAAACUAAAGAACGUGGCUACCACGUGUACCAUCGGGAAAAAUGAUCAUAUGCCAUGCACGGUGUGUAUAUAUAAGAGCAUACACGCCUCUUGGAAAGCUGUAAUAGCACCUUUCCCAUGGACAAGAAGCGAACUAGCACUCUGGAACUACAUUAUGGGUAAGAAAACAGGAAUCGGAGGUCCUAUCAAACAAAUCGAUGCUUCUUUGCACGAACCAAUCAACAAAGAUGCGCCUCCUACCAUUUACGGGUCGCACUUGACUCCAGAAUUGGCAAACGCAUCUCUCAACCUAAGUGCUGAUUUUUUGAAGCAACAGCAGUCGUUGGCGAACAAAUAUGUUAUUUGGCAUCCUAGAACGCUAGGAUUUUCGUUGUUUUGUACGCUGGCUUAUCUGGUCCCAAACGCGGUGCUGCCAAAAAACACUAAAAGUGCCAGUGGCUUUAUCAUUCAAUUCGUGCUGAUGAACCAAACUGCACUGUUGACAGCAAGCAUAGUUUUGCUGAUGACUACAUCUUUCGCUUUCACUCUGCUGUCCAAAGUCACAGAAAAAGUGUUCCAAGCCAAAGUGGACGCAAUUGUUGAAACAGAAGGAAACUUGGUGUUCGGCUGUAAACUCGAACAACUGGCAAAUGGCACCAUCAAACCAACUGAGAAGCUUAAAAACACCCAAAUUAUUGUCUACAGAGACACGCCAAUCGCGCUGGCUAGCAUUUUGGAGAAUGAGGCCGUGUCAAAUGCAGACUCGCUGGUUAUGGGUAUUUCAUCCAUUGGGACUCGUAGGGUUUACGUUAAAAGUGGUAUUAUCGAAGACUUGCUUGACUGGGCGUUGCUUCGCACCAAGAACAUUCAGAUUGGCAGCCAGAAAUUCAAGUCUGACAGAUCCAUGAAGCUUCUGGUGGACGUUUACUCUUUUGAUCAAGUCAUGAAGGACACACUUGUCAAAAAAGGUUUUACUUUGAUUAAGAGCCAUAAACUUCCUGAAUCGAGAUUGCUGAGCGGAAUUUUUGGCAUGAGACAGGAGUUGUGGGGAGUUCAAUUUCGUUACGAUUCCAAGAAAGAGAAAUAA